AUGCCACGGUUUUUCAGAGUAACGUCUUUUGCGGUCAUAGCCUCACUUUUGGGCACGUCAUACUACUAUUACGCUGUGCAGCGUUCUUUAUACAAGGAAGCGGAAUGGUAUAAAAUAACAAGCAGAACACAAGACCUUAUUGACCGUAAGGCAGACAUCCCAGUCCGCCCAGUGUCAAUAAACUCACAGGAGUACGUGGUACGUACCAGCCAAGAAACAAUAAAAGAUAUUUGGAAUGAACAAAUACGAAACAUCGUACAAUGGAUCUACUCGUGGAGCCACUAG
Messenger RNA from Eremothecium sinecaudum, 285 nucleotides. It is a transcript of the gene MIC12, whose product is annotated as Mic12p. Lineage: Eukaryota; Fungi; Ascomycota; Saccharomycetes; Saccharomycetales; Saccharomycetaceae. Gene Ontology annotation, biological process: cristae formation. The transcript has a single exon. The coding region runs from base 1 to 285 and encodes 94 amino acids. The record is from RefSeq and is a predicted model, not a curated record. Gene Ontology annotation, cellular component: mitochondrial crista junction; MICOS complex.